AGCUUGCCAUGGCGAUGGGCAGCGGCGAUGCAGGCUCGGAGCAGGAGGACGCAGUGCUGUUCCCAGAGUGAUGAUUCUGACAUUUGGGAUGAUACGGCAUUGAUAAAAGCUUAUGAUAAAGCGGUAGCUUCCUUUAAGCAUGCUCUAAAGAAUGGUGACAUUUGUGAAACUUCAGAUAAGCCAAAAGGCACAGCCAAAAGAAAACCUGAUAAGAAGAAUAAAAACCAAAGGAAGAAUACCAUGGCUCCCUUGAAACAGCGGGAAGUUGGUGACAAAUGUUCUGCCAUUUGGUCAGAAGACGGCUGUGUUUACCCAGCUACAGUUACUUCCAUUGAUUUCAAGACAGAAACCUGUGUUGUGGUUUAUUCUGGAUAUGGAAACAGAAAGGAGCAAAAUCUGUCUGAUCUCCUUUCCCCAACCUGUGAAGUAGCUAAUCAUGCAGAACAGAGCACUCAGGAGAAUGAAAGUCAAGCUUCAACAGACAGCAGUGAAAACUCGUCCAGAUCUCUUGGAAGUAAAUCACACAGCAAGACCAAAGCUGCAGCAUGAAACUCAUUUCUCCAUCCACCACCCCCAAUGCCAGGGUCAGGAUUGGGACCAGGAAAGGGUUUCAGACAAAAUAAAAAGGAAGGAAAGCUCUCACAUACAAAUUAAACAGUUCCGCUCUCUGCCAAGGAGAUGGUAUGUUGGUGUCCCUGGUUGAUAUGAACAGACGUCUCAUCGUCAUCUUGGGGACUCUUGGCUAAGUGAUGUCAUCACCAUUGUUUUCCCGUUCUGGGUCCGGGCCUAACUCACCAAUGGGGUGUGUUUAGAGCACAAU
Peromyscus maniculatus bairdii (prairie deer mouse) is the source of this 820-nucleotide messenger RNA. The record is from RefSeq and is a predicted model, not a curated record. NCBI's taxonomy places the organism in Eukaryota, Metazoa, Chordata, Mammalia, Rodentia, Cricetidae.